AUGACCACCAGCGAUGAGAUGGGAAUGGGUGGCAACUUCUGCCACGACCACAUCCAGCAUCCAUUGAUGUGGUGCGACGAGAAGAAGCGGCUUGUGGAACGCAAAAAUGCAGAAGAGAGUCUUCGGAUGUGGCGGCGCAGAAAAGCGGAGGAGUGUGCUCGCAAGGAAAAGGAUAAACAGGAGUACUACGACCUGUUUCACCAACAUUGUCCUUGGGGACGACCAGGUGGUGGUGCUCCCAACGUGGAGGUGCGUCGCAAGGACAUCACAGCCGUGGGUCUUCACUCCACACCAACUGUGACCACCGCCCACCGGAUGAAUCUUCUACAGCCGUGUCGCUACAACGACUUCUUCUCGAUGCAGAAGAAGUGCCACAACAAUCCGCUGGCCGCCUACCAUCACCACCACCACCAUGCCCCGCCUCCCCCGCCCCCGGGAGGCCGUUUGGGCCACGCCCACUCUGUACACCACCUGCAGGAGAGUGGCCCCAGGAGCAGCACGGUGACGAUUUGCGAGCGGGAGAUUCCCCACAAGCCGGGAGCCGGAGUUGGUGUGAACCUGGCCAAAAACGCCAACGGCCAUGUGGAUAUAGAGCUGAGGUACAAGCCCUCGCCUCCUUGCAAGGGCAAGCCACUUCUCGAGAAGAUCGUGGUCAGCGAAAGCGAACAGCGAUGUCCCUUGCAGGAAAAGCUGGCCUCGCAGAAGAAGCGACUGCAGGCCAAGCUGGAAAAGCCGCCCAGCAAGGAGCCCUGGGGCAAGGCGGGUCCGGGCGGCAAACCUUGGCGGAGUCCCAAGGAAGUGGGCAACACAUUCAUGAAGUCACUGGGCUGGACCAACAAAGAGAUGCUGAAGGAGUUGGAUCAGGACAACCCGGUGACUCCGGCGGAGAAGAACACAUUCCGUAAAUCCCGUCCAGGAAAGCCUCCAAAACCACAGCGCUGCUGUGAGAUGUGCACCUGCAACUGUCCCUCCAUGAGCAAUAGUCCUCCAAAGCCCUCGCCGCUCUCGCUGCCCAUUCCGCCCGGAAAGAAGUGUCCGGGUCCGCCAGGCCCGCCGCCCGGGAAGAUCCUGCACCACCUGAAGCCGCAGGACUGCGGUGGCAAGCCCAUCAAGCUGUGCCCCCGAAUGGCAGCUCGAGGUCCUUGUCCGGGGAGCACCAGUACCGCCACUCCGGAUGCCAGCACUGCCGGAGGAAAUGGGGGACCUUAUGGCGAGGGCGGUGGCGUGGAGCUGGUGCCCCUCCUCGCCAGAAGGCGUGGCAUGCACCGACCCAUCAGCCUGUCCAGCACGGAUGUGACCAAGAGGACGCCCUCGCAUGAUAGGUACGCAUCCAAGCACAAGCAUCCACCAAAGAACUGCCAGCUGACCACCAGCAAGCUCAAGUGCAUCAACAGCAUCAUCAAGAACAUCAGCCACAUGAAGCGGCUGCCCAAGAAUCUGAACUGCAAGCUGCAGUGUUGCAGUUGCGACUGCCCCACGGCAUUGGCCACGGGCUGCUGCCUCAAGCGGCUCACCCUGCACAUUCGCCAGGCUUAA
This is a messenger RNA of Drosophila rhopaloa, 1536 nucleotides long. RefSeq lists its product as uncharacterized. Gene Ontology annotation, cellular component: centrosome; spindle pole; microtubule. The transcript has 6 exons. NCBI's taxonomy places the organism in Eukaryota, Metazoa, Arthropoda, Insecta, Diptera, Drosophilidae. Bases 1 to 1536 code for a protein of 511 amino acids. The record is from RefSeq and is a predicted model, not a curated record. Gene Ontology annotation, biological process: positive regulation of cytokinesis.